This is a messenger RNA of Ctenocephalides felis (cat flea), 4459 nucleotides long. Its product is annotated as neogenin-like. Gene Ontology annotation, molecular function: protein binding. The record is from RefSeq and is a predicted model, not a curated record. Gene Ontology annotation, cellular component: membrane. Lineage: Eukaryota; Metazoa; Arthropoda; Insecta; Siphonaptera; Pulicidae. Gene Ontology annotation, biological process: cell-cell adhesion. The transcript is spliced from 25 exons. Bases 205 to 4353 code for a protein of 1382 amino acids.
CUCAAAUUCAUGGUGAGGCAAGACUAUUGCCAUGGAUGACAAUAUUAUUGAUAAACGUAAAGAAACAAAAUGGUUGAUUGUAUGUUUUGAUUGUGAUUUGUUAUGCCGAAUUUAAAAUGCAUAUGAAGCUUCGUAAAAACUGUGUUAAAUAUGUUGAGAUUGGUUGAUGAAUAAUUUGACAGUGCGUUGUGUUCAAUAUGUGAAAUGAUUCGGACUAGAAAGAUGAUUUUAUCUGUCAAACAUGCUAUUGUUCUAACAUUGUUACUAUUUCUUACUGUCAAAGUACAUACACUUGAGUUUACACAAGAACCUGAGGAUACUAUAGUUCAAAGUGGAAAGCCUGCAAUUCUAAACUGUGCUGCCAAAAAUCCCAGUGCUCCAUCUGCUGGUAUAGAAAUUCGAUGGCGUGGCCCAGAUGGACAAGAUCUUAAUUUUAUUGGAGAGACAUAUAGAUCUCAACUCUCAAAUGGAUCCUUAUAUUUCAACGCAGUUGUAGAUCAUCAGGGCUUAACCGGGAAUUACCAAUGUAUGGCAACAGUGGAACCGAUUGGAACUAUUGUCAGUCAUGCAGCAAAACUUAGUAUUGCCUCCUUUCCAGCUAUUGAGUUACAUCCCAUCGAUCAAUCUGUGCCUGUUGGUCAGACCGCAUUCUUCACUUGCCUUAUUGUACCUGUAGAUAGGAAGAUCAAAUAUACCUAUGUCUGGCUAAAAGAUGAAAGACCAAUCAAGUUGGACAGUGUUCGCAUGACUAUUUUACCUUCAGGUGCUUUAGAAAUUGAUGACAUUGUUCCUUCUGAUAAAGGAUCAUACAGGUGUAAUGUUACUGAUAACAAUCAAUAUAGAUUAAGUCAUAAAGCUAUACUAGAAGUAGAGAGAUAUGAUGAUUCAAUAGCAGCACCGGUAUUCAUUGCCUUGCCUCAAACUCAAAUAGUAAUUGAGGGUGAUAGCACAACUUUUGACUGCGCAGCUAAUGGGAAUCCCAAACCAAGUAUAACUUGGUUAAAAAAUGGAGAGGCUAUUGACCUAAAUGACCUGGAUAGUAGAUUUCGUAUUAUAGGUACUGGUAGUUUACAAAUAUCCAACAUUAGAGAAAGCGAUUCAACAGUAUAUCAAUGUCGUGCACAAAAUAAUGAAGAUUCACUAGAUGCAACUGCCAAUUUAAAUGUUCAGGUUCCACCUAGAUUCACAAUAGUUCCAUCAGAUAAAAUUGCUAUUGAGAAAGAGGACAUAGAACUCGAAUGUGCAAUCUAUGGAAUACCACAACCAAAAGUACAAUGGUUAAAAAAUGGCGAAACUAUAAAACCAAAUGAUUAUAUGCAGAUAGUAAAAGACAACAAUUUAAAAAUUUUGGGAUUGAUGGGCACAGAUGCUGGAAUAUUUCAGUGCAUUGGUACUAAUCCUACAGGGAGUGUUCAAGGAUCAGCUAGACUAAGCAUUUUGGGCCCAAAUGGUCAUACAUAUGGAGACAUUAAUCACACUCCAAUCAUAUCUGGAAAUGAAAAUGGUUUGCCUGGACCUCCAAGAGAUUUGGUAGCUUAUAUUGUUAAGACUAGGUUUGUUACUUUAAAAUGGAGUGAGCCAGAAGAAACAAAUGGAAACAUUCUAGGCUAUUCGGUGUAUUAUAGACUACAAGGAAGUCAAAGAGAACGAGUACUUCCAACAAAAUCAAAAGUUGAAGAAAUGGUGGUUGCUCAUUUACAGCCUGCAAAAGUAUAUAUGUUCAGAGUAGUAGCUAACAAUUCAAGAGGGCCUGGUAUCAGUUCACAGAUUUUGGCAGUAACAACUCAAGCAGAAGAAGAUGUUUCUGGUCCACCAGUUUUUGUUAAAGCCGAACCUUUAAGCCCAACUAAAAUUAAAGUGUCCUGGCAACAACCUACUGUAACCAAUGGAGAUAUAUUAAAAUACAAAGUUUAUUAUAUGGAGGCUGACAGUACAGAGGAAUCUUCUCAAGAUUCAGUUGACUUAACUACAGAACUCGUAAAUUUGUUACCAUAUACUACUUACAAUAUAUACGUAGUAGCAGUCAAUAAUCAUGGUAUUGGAACAUCAUCAAGUGAGCUAACAGUUCGAACUUACAGUGAUAUUCCUACUGAACCUCCUUCCAAUGUGACUUUAGAACCUACAAGCACAUCGAUAACUGUGCAUUGGGAACCCCCUCCAGCUUCUGACCAUAAUGGUAUUAUAACAGGUUAUAAAAUUAAGUACAGAAAAUUUAAUAAGAAGAAGAGUGAAACUUCUUCCACUCCUGCCAAUGUAAGAUUUUAUGUAAUAAAUAAUUUAGACAAGAUGACUGGAUAUCAGAUUAAACUAUGUGCUCUCAAUGUAAAUGGCUCAGGGCCUUAUACUGAAUGGCAUCACGUUGAGACAUAUGAAAACGAUUUAGAUGAAUCUAGUGUUCCUGGUGAACCUAGCCCUUUAAAAGUACGACCAGCAUCAGAUUCAAUAACAGUCUCAUGGAAUCCGCCCAGAGAUCAAUAUAUAAAAGUUCGCAGUUACAUUCUAGGCUGGGGUAAUGGUAUUCCGGAUGUUUUCACACAAGUUCUUGAUGACAAUGCUCGAUAUUAUGUUAUAAAAAAUUUAGAACCUAAUUGCGAAUAUGUUAUAAGCUUAAAGGCAAGAAAUGAGGUUGGUGAUGGUCCACCUGUUUACAGCAAUGUUAGAACUAGGGAAGAAGCCCCAUUAGAAACAUCAAGUCCUUUAGUUCCUCCAGUUGGAUUGAAAGCUGUUGUGCUCUCUAGUAAUGCAGUGGUUGUAUAUUGGACAGAUACCACUUUAAGUAAAAGUCAGUAUGUAACAGAUAAAAGGCAUUACACAGUACGCUUCACUACUACUGGGAGUCCUAAAUACCGUUACCAUAACUCCACUGAACUGAACUUGAUGAUCGAUGACUUAAGGCCUAAUACUCAAUAUGAGUUCACAGUUAAAGUUGUCAAAGGCAAGAGAGAAAGCCCAUGGAGUAUGGAAGUAUUAAACACAACUCAGCAGGCCCCACCUUCUACACCACCCCGAGAUUUAGCAGUAUUAUUGCCCACAAAAGAUAACAAUUAUGUUACUUUGCAAUGGCAACCACCCCGUGUUUCUAAUGGACCUAUUACAGGAUAUGUAAUUUCCUAUUCUCCUGAUAAUUUACGCAAUGAUAGGGAUUGGUUAGCAGAAGCAGUUGUUGGUGACAAGCAUACUAUUGUAUUAAAACAAUUAACUCCAAAUACAAAAUAUUAUUUCAAAGUUAAAGCUAGGAACGAUAAAGGAUAUGGUCCAUUUUCAUCUCCAAUUGCGCACUUUACUGAUCCAAUUGAGGGUGAAUCUACAUUAUCAGGAAACAUAAUUUUAUAUUGCAUUAUUGGAGGUUCUGUAUUUGCAAUUAUUUGCUUAAUUAUUUUCUUGGUUAUAUUCUGUAGAAGAAAUUCAGAUCCUAAUGAAAUGGAACACAAUAAAAGCUAUCAAAAAAAUAAUGCUUCCAAUAUAAAACCUCCUGACCUGUGGAUUCAUCAUGAUCAAAUGGAAUUAAAGGCAUUGGAAAAAGGUCAUUCUAAUAAUUCAGGUUGCAAUGACGGUGCUUCCAGUUCCGGUGCUAUGACCUUGCCAAGAUCUGUGGGUCAUGAAUAUGAUCAAUCUCCUUCAUCUCAUCCACAUAUGAGCAAUUCAUUGGAUAAGAGAACUUAUGUUCCUGGUUUUAUGGUUGCUACUACUCCUGUGACUAGCAGCUCCGAGUCUUCAUCAACAAGGCCUACUUAUCCUAGAACUCAAUACAGUAUAUCAAGAGCUCAUGUCACAUUAGAUCAAAAUAAUGUGCCUAGUUUAUCUCACACAUCCAAUGUACCACAUAUGACUUCAAUGGGACUUGGUAAUGGAGGCUCUUCACUCACUUCGGGGCAAAACAUAUCUUCUGUAGGAUCACUGCCAAAUUCUAUUGAAACUUGUAAAUCCAAUCUACCUCACAAUAAUUCUGCACAAACACCAGAAAAUCCUUACGUUUAUGAUACAGUAACUUCUAAUUAUAGCCAACCACCAGUAACUUCAUCACCAUAUGCACCAGUAGAACCUAAGAGAGCGCAGGGACAUCCAUUAAAAAGUUUCAGUGUUCCGGCACCACCCACAUCAUCAACUCCAAAUACUCCUAACACCAAGCAUAAUGCUUCCCAAGGUAUUAAUCGACCACAAAAUGCAUCACCAUAUAAAAAACCUUUAAUGAUUAAUAGACUGCAAGCAGGACCAUCAGUUUGUCAUUCAUCAGAUGAAGUUCAACGACUGGCUCCGAGCCACUCAACUGAGGAAUUGCAUCAAGAAAUGGCUAAUUUGGAAGGCUUAAUGAAAGACCUAAAUGCAAUCACAGCCAAUGAAUUUGAGUGUUAAAAUUUUAUUUAUUAUGGUACAGUAUUUUAUGCAAAAGACUGUUAAUUUAUGUUAUAUUAUAGUGUCAUACAUAUUGUAAUAUGCUUGUCAUUUAAUUAUUAUAAAU